Parus major (Great Tit) is the source of this 6510-nucleotide messenger RNA. It is a transcript of the gene AKAP19, whose product is annotated as chromosome 7 C2orf88 homolog. The transcript has 8 exons. Gene Ontology annotation, molecular function: protein kinase A regulatory subunit binding. The record is from RefSeq and is a predicted model, not a curated record. Lineage: Eukaryota; Metazoa; Chordata; Aves; Passeriformes; Paridae. Bases 2854 to 3117 code for a protein of 87 amino acids.
AUUGCACAGUCCGUCCUUUUCAGCGUUCUCUGUGGGCUGACUACUGUCAUCAAGAGCCACCGGAUCAACUGAAAUCAGCAUGAACAGGUGGCUUUUCCAUGAAGACCGAGGCAUUCAGCAAUUUGGGAUUUUGAGUGAUUUCCCACGAGGAGUGUGUGGUUUGAGUACCAGGACAAAAUGUCACUCUGUCUGGCAGAUGAUUUCCUGCACUCAGGAGCUGUAGAUGUUGCACUGGUGAGUCCUGCCUGCUAAGGAGUGUCUCACAAGCCAUGGCAUGCAAUUGUGCAAUGGAUAAAAUGGGGAAACAGGUAAAACUGGUGGCAAAGGGCUGCUGUGGCUGUUUCAGCCCAUGAUGUACCUCUCACCUUGCCUAAAAGAUGCUGCUGAACGUAGGCUUUGGGGAAGCUGUACAGGGUUACCUUCAGUUCUGGCUAUCUCCCUCCUGCCUGCAGUUUUUGUGUUGCUGUGCAUAAUUGUGCCUGUGGAAUUAGGCCAAAAAUGCCCUGUUGCUUUUUUCUCUCCUGCAUGUUCCAGUACACAUUGCUCAAGAACCAACCUGAUAGAACAGCUGAAAUGAAACCUAGAAACAAAUAGGGAAGUAUAUUAAGUUCAUUAAAAGCUUCUAAGGAAGAAUGCAGUUAUAGUGAAAGCUUCCAGUUUUUCUGAGUUCUUUUGUAUUUCAUUAUUUUACUCUGCAGCCUUUACUAUGGUGUCUAUAUAUAUAUGUAAAAGAGCCCUGUUAAAUAUCUAGUUAAUUAUAAGGGUUCUGCCCUUCUAAAAGAUGCUGUCUUUUCUUUCUUUUCUUUACAGUUGUAGGUUUUCUGCUUUUACCCAGAAUUCCUGACAUUCAUCCUGACUUUCAUCUUCAAUGUCUUUUAAAAUAGCUGUGUCAGCUGCUGCAUUGCUGAUGGGAAACCUUAGAUUCCUCUCUAGAGUUGUUACUGUGCUUGGAGAGGUUUCAUUUGUGCAUUUGCACAAUCAAAGUGCUUGAAAUACCAAAUAUAUUAUCUCGGCAUCACUGGCUACAAGAAUGCUUGUAUUUUCUCAGAGGCAGAGCUCUUCGAAGGGGAUUUUCACCCCAGGAGGGUUAUGCUGCAAGGAGUUUCUUUCUCUGAAGAUGGAGUAAUCAACAAUAUUCUGCAAAUGUCUACUGUACUUCUGGCAAGCCCUGCACACGGGUAAGGAUGGUCUCUGCUCACCAGGAGGGAAGGGACUGAGUGCACAAACCGCACCAGGGCUGCUGCUGGGCCCUGGGAGACAGGAGCCACGUGUGUCCACGCUGCCUUUCAUCGCCAGUGUAUGCUCAGACUCACUGCUGACCUCCUGCCAGACACAGUCUUCAGUUUCAUAAAUAGACUGAAAAAAAAGCUAUCGCUGCCUCUUCCCCAGACUGAGCUCCUGGGGGAGUUUAUUGCUGCUGUUUCUGUUUUCCUCCAUGAUGAAUGUGCAGUGCUGCUGUGGCGAUUUAGCACCAGGUUUCUGCGGACACCACAGAAGGAGCCAUGGUGCAGGAAGGUUUCUUAGGGAAAAACAACCCUAGUUAUUGCUAGGCCCUCGAGAUCAGCCCCAGACCCGAGGCCAAAGUGCACAGGGGAACGGGCUGCACUCUUCUGUCAGGGCAGAGCCCAGGUCGGGGCUCACUGCCAGCGAAUAUUCCUUAGCUGAAAUGGUCAAUCUCCCCCUGCUGGAAGAUAUUACACUGUACUGAAAAAUUCAUCUUGAGUGAGAAUUAAUACUCAAUUUCUUGUCUGCUUCUGAAUUCCUUGGGUGUCUUUGUUCCAUGGUUACUCAGAGACACUGACCUCACUGCCCUUGGGGAGAGUUUGGAGAGUCCCAGGGAGUCAGCACCACUGUCCAUUCCAGAACACAAAACCUGGAAAGCCCCAAGAGCAAAAAUUCCAUUUUAAAGAUUCCAAAAAUUGCCCAAAUAGAUUUCCAUUACAAACUUUCUAAUAAUAUCUGGAUUAAUGACACAAAUUGAAACAAAAGCAUCUAACAACUAUUGCGUUCAUUUGGAUAAACAUUUGUGCUGUGUAGAAACAUACCAUUUAUUUUACCCCUCUUCUUGAUUAUCUUAGAAGUUUCCCAGCUUAAAUAAUUCUUUUAUUCUGGUUUCUUCUUUUUUACUUUAAGUAUAGCUUGUUCUGUGGGAGAAAAGAAUACCCACGUAUUCCAUCUCUUUUUUUUUUUAAGCAGAGCGCCUUCAUAGUGUAACUUUAUCAUAAUUAUCUUCUUAGCCCAUUUUUAAGCAUCUAGACAAAUUCCAAAUAGAUAAUGUUGGGGUUUUUUUCCUAGAAAAUUUUUCAAAUAUGGUGACUUAAGCAGUUCUAAAUAUCUUUGCACAGGUGUUGCUGACUGGAUGAAAUGAAUUUCUGCAACUCAGCCCUUAACCAAUGAAGAGCUGCAGGACGCACUGAAGUGUAAAUACAUGAGUGAAAGCAGGGAGAAUCUGAACCAGUAUCUGUGGUGAGCAGCACUGAUGGACUGACCAUCCAAGCAGCACCUUGGCAAAACCAGAGCAUGUGCUACUGCUGCCACCUGGCCAACCACACAGCUCAGGAAAAUGCUUUCAGCCACUGAAAUUCAGGAGAGGGGUGCAAGAGGCAGCAUUAUCUGGCAAGAGCCCCAGACGUGAGGCUGUCUCUGCUGUCCUGGGGACGAGGGGACGACCUGUUAGAAGCAGACGUGGUUCUGAUUUCCUCAGAAGAAGCACAAAAGGAGAUGUUCUGUUCUUUGAAAAUAACUGGAGCCACUGGCAAGAAGCAGCGACACUGCAUCGAACAAGGGAACCACUUCCAGGUUAUCAAAACAUGCUGUUGAACUGAAUUUUGCAGCUGCAUUUUCCAAUGUACCAUGGGAUGCAUCAAAUCCAAGGCUGCCUUCCAAGGUUCCAACACUGUCCAGGAUGAGAGGAUCGGGGGAGGUGGUGAGGGGUGCACUGGGGAGAAGUCGUCGCUGCUGGCAAUGAAGGCGGAGGAGAAGGGCCCCUCGAGCACCAUCGUGCUGGACUACGCGCACCGGCUGUCGCGCGAGAUCCUGGAGCAGGCGGUCAAGCAGUGGGCAGUGACCGAGAGCAAGUACAGCGACAUCCCCUUCAUCGAGAGCGACGUGCCCUGAGCCCUGCCGGAGCCUGGCCCGUCCGGGAGCGCUCUGUGCGGGCUGCCAGCACCCCCAGCUGUCCUCGGAGCAUCCCUGCGGGGAGGUGUCUGCAGGGAGAGCCUGAGAGAAUUUGCCUUUUAACGCAGGUUGCUAACAAACUAACUGGAUCCCAGUAGAACCUGUUCAUCAAGUGUCAUUCAUUGUCAGCUGUAUGUUGAGUAUAUUCUGUCUUUGUAUGUGUUGGAUGUGACCAGAAGUUAGCAUUAAAAAGAGGAUGAGAAGACUGUGGCUGCCCUGCACCUCUACAAGCACUGCCACAGAGGACAAAACAUGGAUUAUUUCUAUGUUCUGCAUUAAAAAUCAGUGGUCUGUAGGUGAGAUGAACUCUCCAUUCUUGGUGAAUUUGUCUGCAUUUUGCUGAAGUGAAAUCAAGGUCUGCAUGUAGCAAAGGUUACUGCUAUCAUGAAUUUUACUUUUGAUUCUAUGACCUGACUAAAUCUGUAAAACCACAAGAUAAUGAAGGUGAUGAGAGCGCUAUGUAAACCCCAGUAGUAUUCAGGGAGCCAUUUGGAUGAUGAUGCUAUUUACCUUCCAUUGAAAUGAACCAGUGAGAAACAUGCCCGUGUCGAUAAGCAGUGCAUUAUCAUUAACAGAUGCUUCUGUAAAUGCAUGAAAGCUUGUCUCUAAAACCCUGCAGUAAGACAGGUUAAUGACAUCUGGUCGCUGUGUUCAGACCAAAGCUGUUUGGUUUUUUGGUUUUGUUUGGGGUUUUUUUUGUGUUAGGGUGCUGGUUUGGGGAGGAUUUGGUUUUGUUGUUUUACUGUAACCUAGAAAGAUGUGCAAAAACUACUGAUGAUAACUAGUGAAAGGAACAUUUAAAGGUGUGGCAAUGCUUUAGGACAAUUUGUUUCAUGGGAACUGUGGCUGCAUUACACUGAAAUUACUCUCUGAAGUACCACCCUUGGGACAGGAUGUCUUCCUUCCACUUCUGUAGGCUGCUGCUUUCCCAUUUGAAAACCGGUUCGUGGCAAUGGCAGCAGAAGUCACAGGAGCCCCAGCCCUGAGCAGUGCUCUGAAUGCAGAGUUAGGGACUAAGCCUUAGGCCAGAGUUCAAGGGCUGCAUUUCUUCCCCAGUGCAUCCACACGCUGCUCCCUGCUUGCCCAGGACGCGCAGCCUGAGCCACUGCACUCACAGCUGGCAUUCCACAGAUCUGGACACGGAUGGAUUGUUCCUAUUCAUCCCAAAGGUACAAUGUUGCUGACGUUUUAUACAAAGUGAAGGCCUUCUAACAGCUUGGCUUUUACCACCUGUUUGUUCCCGUUUCUGUGAUGCCCAGUUUAAAAGAUACAGGUUUUUUCCUAGAUCAGAAUGCUUUCCAUUUUGUUUUCAUUUUAUAGAGAAAUGCUUUCCAUACUGGCUAAAGCUGUUACUAUUUUUAAAAGGUACACAUAGUUCUAGUAAAUGAUCCAAAGCAUGAUUUUUCAAGCAAUGGGAAGCAAGCAGAAAGAAGACCGUGUCAAAUGCUGGUUUUAGUUCAUUCUCUGAUGUGACAGUCUAUGAAUUGAGCUGUUUUGCAAAUGUUGUGACACAAACUUAGCUAUUUGAAAUUCACCUAUACGGGGAUGUGGUUUUAUGAGGAAUAAAGGGUGAAAAAUCCUUCUCUGUGACACAGCACAAGGCUGCCAUUAAAUCCAAGUAAUCAGACUGGAUUCCCUGUGACCUGCUAUUAAGACUGUUCUCAGGCCUUUGCUGGAAAAGGGAACAAAAUCAGCUUAUGCUGUAAUGUCAUCGUCUUUGAAGUUACGCAGUCAUCUUCAAAGCCCUGUGCAAAGUGGGACUAAGGUUUAUGGUUCACUUAAAUUCUCCUGCUAACAGUGACGUUCCUUCAAGUUUUACAGCAUAUAAAACAUUAGGUCAUACUCUGUUUGCUCUAAAAUACCUCCAUAAAUUAGUGUGAGUUAGAAAGCAAAGGAAGCCAAAACACUGAUCAAGUCAGUACAUAUCAGCUGGAUAUUGCUUAACCACAGUAUUAAAAAAAAAUCCUAUUCUUACUCUAGAUAAAAUAAAGCUUUAUUACAAAAAAGAAAAAAGGGCCAACCUUUCUAACAUGAGUGUGGGCUCGAGAAUGUUAACACUUGUAACUACAGAAAUUAAAAAAAAAGCCAAAGCUCCACAGCCAUUGUUGGCCAGACAGGUGAGGAGCAGGUAGAAAACUGCACUCACUGUCAGAGCACCUCGAGGUGGAUCUGCCCCACCCUUUUACAAGGCACCCUGGCGGUUGCCACAGGCAGUGGGGUGUUGCAGUGCUUCCUGUUGCCAUGUCUCAAAUCCUUCCUCUGGAUGUAGCCUUAGCAUCUGACACUCUUCAGGAAUAUCAGAUACACUUCUGAAAGCAGCUCCCCCUUGGCACGCUGCCACCGCCCGGUCCAACAGCGGGCAGAGUUAUCCAACAGGCAGAGGUUCCACCACAGCAUCCACUGUGAUCAGCACUCGGAAUUUCCCCAGAGGAGGUGACCCAGGCACACUGACCGUGCCCAGGACUGCUCCCCUGGGGAGGAGCUGCUGUGUGGGGUGCCUGCCCUGCCUGCCCCGAGAGCUGCCCAUGGGGUGACCCAGCACCAGCUGCUUGGUGGCCCAACCGGUCCCCUCACCUGCAGCCACCAACCUUGGCCCUCACUGGUGCCUGAAGAUUCCAGCAGCUUCAGCAUGGCCCCAAGUGCAAUUCCAGCUGCUUUACGAUGCUUUCCGUGACACUGGCACUUCAGGGACGGCACACAGCAAAUGGAAAGCAAACAAGCUUGCAAACAACAGGGAGACGGCUUCUCACCAGGAAAAUCAUCUCUUUUACAGGAAGCUGUCCUUAUAAAUAAUGCACUUACCCUUAAUAGAAAAUAAAUCUGUUCAGUGCUACAGUCUGGUAAGAGAUUGAGGGAGAUCUCUCUCCAGAGCUCUGCUGUACAUUUAAUAGGCACAAUUCUAAUAUAUUGUAAAAAUAAAGACUUCUUCACCUAAAUAAAUUUAUGCUAAGCUGUGCUAGAGUUUCACAGAGCCACUGACAGUGGGUUUCCAGCUAAGUUGCCAUUGAUUCUUUGACUUGAUUUUGUGUAAUAAAGGCACUCCAGUUUGGGACUGGCAUACUCUGCAAAACUGUUUACUUCUAUUUAGGAGUUAAAAAUACAUUUGCUUUAUAUUUUCUCCAGGAAACAAGAUAAAUCUGAGUGCAUAUGAUGUGACUGACUUGAUAUUCUAAUAAUGGUUCAAAAUACAUUAACUGCAGCACAACUUUGUAAAGGUGAUGUUUCUGGAGUAAGGCACAUCAGUAUUCCCAAAUAAGACACACUACAAUAUAUUUUUACAAUAUUUUUUGUGGAAAAUAUUUUCUUGUGGACCAAAUAAAAUUCAGCUUACCA